AUGGCUCUGGACGGGAUAAGGAUGCCAGAUGGCUGCUACGCGGACGGGACGUGGGAACUGAGCGUCCAUGUGACGGACCUGAACCGCGAUGUCACCCUCAGAGUGACCGGGGAGGUGCACAUCGGCGGCGUGAUGCUCAAGCUGGUGGAGAAGCUCGAUGUAAAAAAAGAUUGGUCUGACCAUGCUCUGUGGUGGGAAAAGAAGAGAACUUGGCUUCUCAAGACACAUUGGACCUUGGACAAGUACGGCAUCCAGGCGGACGCCAAGCUGCAGUUCACCCCCCAGCACAAGCUGCUCCGCCUGCAGCUUCCCAACAUGAAGUAUGUGAAAGUGAAAGUGAACUUCUCUGACAGAGUCUUCAAAGCUGUUUCUGACAUCUGUAAGACUUUUAAUAUCAGGCACCCUGAAGAACUCUCUCUCUUGAAAAAGCCCAGAGAUCCAACCAAGAAAAAAAAGAAAAAGCUAGAUGACCAGUCUGAAGAUGAGGCACUUGAAUUAGAGGGACCUCUUAUUACUCCUGGGUCAGGAAGUAUAUAUUCAAGCCCAGGACUUUAUAGUAAAACAAUGACCCCCACUUACGAUGCUCAUGAUGGAAGCCCUCUGUCACCGACUUCUGCGUGGUUCGGUGACAGUGCUUUGUCAGAAGGCAACCCUGGCAUACUUGCCGUCAGCCAGCCAGUCACAUCGCCAGAAAUCUUGGCAAAAAUGUUCAAGCCUCAAGCUCUUCUUGACAAAGCAAAAAUCAACCAAGGGUGGCUUGAUUCCUCGAGAUCUCUCAUGGAGCAGGAUGUGAAGGAGAAUGAGGCCUUGCUACUUCGAUUCAAGUAUUACAGCUUUUUUGAUUUGAAUCCAAAGUAUGAUGCAAUCAGAAUCAAUCAGCUUUAUGAGCAGGCCAAAUGGGCUAUUCUCCUAGAAGAAAUUGAGUGCACAGAAGAAGAAAUGAUGAUGUUUGCAGCUUUGCAGUAUCACAUCAAUAAGCUGUCCAUCAUGACAUCAGAGAAUCAUCUGAACAACAGUGACAAAGACGUUGAUGAAGUUGAUGCUGCCCUUUCAGACCUGGAGAUUACGUUGGAAGGGGGUAAAACAUCAACAAUUCUGGGUGACAUUACUUCAAUUCCUGAACUUGCUGACUACAUUAAAGUUUUCAAGCCAAAAAAGCUGACUCUGAAAGGUUAUAAGCAGUAUUGGUGCACCUUUAAAGACACAUCUAUUUCUUGCUACAAGAGCAAAGAAGAGUCCAGUGGCACGCCCGCUCAUCAGAUGAACCUCAGAGGAUGUGAAGUCACCCCAGAUGUAAACAUUUCAGGCCAAAAAUUUAACAUCAAACUCCUGAUCCCAGUUGCAGAGGGCAUGAAUGAAAUUUGGCUUCGUUGUGACAAUGAAAAGCAGUAUGCCCACUGGAUGGCAGCCUGCAGAUUGGCCUCCAAGGGCAAGACCAUGGCGGACAGUUCUUACAACCUGGAAGUUCAGAAUAUUCUUUCCUUUCUGAAGAUGCAGCAUUUAAACCCAGAUCCUCAGUUAAUCCCAGAGCAGAUCACAACGGAUAUAAAUCCUGAGUGCUUGGUGUCCCCUCGCUACCUAAAAAAGUACAAGAACAAGCAGAUAACAGCGAGAAUUCUGGAGGCCCACCAGAAUGUAGCUCAGAUGAGUCUCAUUGAAGCCAAGAUGAGAUUUAUCCAAGCGUGGCAGUCCUUGCCGGAGUUCGGCAUCACACACUUCAUGGCAAGGUUCCAAGGGGGCAAAAAAGAAGACCUUAUUGGCAUUACAUACAACAGGCUGAUCAGGAUGGAUGCCAGCACAGGAGACGCAAUUAAAACCUGGCGUUUCAGUAACAUGAAACAGUGGAAUGUAAACUGGGAAAUCAAAAUGGUCACGGUAGAGUUUGCAGAUGAAGUCCGAUUGUCCUUCAUUUGUACGGAAGUAGAUUGCAAAGUGGUUCAUGAGUUCAUCGGUGGCUACAUAUUUCUCUCCACACGGGCCAAAGACCAGAACGAGAGUUUAGAUGAAGAGAUGUUCUACAAACUCACCAGCGGGUGGGUGUGA
Messenger RNA from Pipistrellus nathusii (Nathusius's pipistrelle), 2043 nucleotides. Lineage: Eukaryota; Metazoa; Chordata; Mammalia; Chiroptera; Vespertilionidae. The record is from the annotation of a GenBank genome assembly.